GGGGAUGGUAAUUAUACGCCGGCCUUAGUGUAAGCCGUUGUAUCAUCGCGGCGAGGUGGAAAAGGCACGGACGGGGAGUAAGAGGAAAGCGGGUGCGGGGUAACGCUGGCCGGGACUCGCUAUAUGCAGGGAGCGUUAUCCUGGGGUCACAUCACCGACCCCGCCGCUUCCAUCUGCUGGUUCCGCCCGGCCUGACCGCUGUUGCUGUGACUCACUGACUGUGCUGUGCAUUCAGUGCUGCUGCUUCUACAAUGAGUCGGAUUUAUCACGAUAGUGCGCUGCAGAAUAAGGCCGUGCAUGAUGAAGCGGUGCCAGGGGCCUGGGAGCCGGCCGCCUAUCAGAGUGGACAAGGCAUUCUUUUGGAAGGUACAUUAGUGGAUUACUCCCGUCACAUUAUAACAGACACGAAUGGAAAGAAGGAACGAUGGUACAUUCUAUAUCUGAGACCUAGCAAGAUACAUCGUAGGAAGUUUGACAGUAAAGGAAAUGAAAUUGAGCCCAAUUUCAGUGACACUAAGAAAGUGAACACCGGCUUCCUCAUGUCUUCUUACAAGGUAGAAGCCAAAGGUGAGACGGACAGACUGUCUACAGAGGAACUGAAGAAUCUGAUCAACAAGAAGGAUUUAAUGAAAAUCAGCGAUAGGUUCAUUCCCAAAGAUACUCUAGCAUUUUGGUUACCAGAAACGGACAUGGAAAAACCUGAACUGGAGUUGGGUGAACUGCUAAGAGUUAAGACCUUGGGAGAUGGACCUUUUUUAUUUUCAAUAGCAAAACUUGAAAGUGGAACAGUGACCAAAUGUAAUUUUGCUGGCGAUGCUCAGACUGGAGCUUCCUGGACAGGCAACAUAAUGGCCAAUAAAUCUCGUAGCAGUGUAUCUGCUAGCGAGCCCAGGGGCCAAGGGGAUGGAGCCGAGGACGAUGAAUGGGAUGAUUAAAGAACCCGCUUUUCAUGACUGCUGCUGCUAUGUUCACCACAGUAGCAAAAUUAUUGACACCCUGAAGCUGAAUAAGUAUAAAAGGCAUGUAUUAAUUGGCUAUAGUGCCCACACAGCAGUGCAGUUGUGGCAUUUCAGGGGACUGUCACCUCCUGCAGCAGCUUGCUGCCUACCUGUAGCGUAUUGCAGGUGUGUUGAAUCCCUGUGGGCCUGACCGGAUACAUCCUGGCAUCUGUGAGUGCGACUAUGGACUUUUUCUUACUUGCAGACCAAUAUACUCGGCAAGUAAACAUCUACUUCUUGUAUGUGAAGCUGGUGCAGGCCAUUUCUUUUGGAUGUUUGUUGAGCUGCAUCAGUACUCCAAAUAAAGACUGUACCAGGGACAAUGAGGUGUGAUUACCCCGAUGUAUGUGUAUUUUUCUCAUGAUUCUUAUAAACGUUCUUUCAUCUUUUCAGAUUGUAGCAAAUAUAUUAAAAAGAAACUAGAAUCUUCUUCCACAAAACGCUAGUUAUUCUCCAUAUAAUGCAUCAUAUAAUUUACAUGUAUUGGCUUUUACAAUAUGUAUUAGAGAUUUAUUGGAUACAAACGUUCAUUCAAUGAAUAUUAUAACUUGCCUUUCUUGACAAUAUUUGCGACCUACAUAAACGGUUGUCAUUUGGCACUUUACGGACGACACGCUUAUAGUUGUUGCACAGGUUGAUAGUUUUUCGGCAAACUUGACCUAACUAUGUAUGAUGAGAACAUGUUACAAUCAAAAUGUGAAUAGUUCUAUUUUGAUAUGUUGGAAUAUAUGGUUACACUGAAUGGGGCCUCCUGUCAUCUGAGCCUGGUCCACACGCCAUGCCAAAUUGGGCACAGAUGCACUCAUUCUGUAGUUUGUACAGUACUAGUACAAUUUUCCAGCAACCCUUACGUUUCUAUUGUUAGAAAGGUUGGUCUUUUUCAGAGAACCUGUUCAGCAGUGCCUCUUCCCAUUAGUAAUAAAAUCCCAACCAACCAGCUACUAACUGUCAUUUUUCAAACACAGCCUGUGACAUGACAGUUAGGAGCUGAUUGGCUGGUACUGUAUCUCCAUCCACUUUAUCUCCAAUGCUUAGUAAAUAGACUUCAGAGAUAGCUAUCAAAGACCCUGACCCCCCCAGCUACCAGGAUUAGCUUUAGCGCUAGUGAGCAUUGUGGGUCUCCAUAGCUUUGUGCUAUAGAUGCAAGGUGUGAGAAAAAUAUGCCGCCUAAUUAUAUCAAUUGAAUUUCCGAUACCCGCACAGACUAGGCUGUCGCAUGGUGAGAGGUUUACUUUUCCUCUAAGAACCAGAAACUGCCAAACAUUCCCCCUUGCUAGAGUGGGUGGUAAUGUGUCUGUGUCGCCAGUCAAAAUAUGUACACACAUUUUUAAUAUCUUUAUGUGGGGAUGCUUCUGUCAUCUGUUGUUGGGAAACAUUUGUUGGUGACAGAUUAUUGCUGUAAUUUCUCUGUUCAGUUAAUAUGGUUGGUAAUAUUAAUAUAUGCUAUUUCAGUCAAAGCUGUGCUUAAUUUUCUAUAUGCUCUUAGUUGAUGCCUGAACUGUAAUGGAAAAUUAUUUUUGUUUAUGAAGUAUAUUUUGUGCGUCUGAUAUUGGGAUUUCUUUAUAAGAUGGACAUAGAAAUAAUUUUUAUGUGCACUAAAAUGUAUUCACUUCACAUUGUAUGGUUCUAGAUUUUUAUAUUUUUCUGUAUAAAUAUAUAUGUACAAGGUUAGUCUGUUUGCAAAAGCAAUACAAUGCAAGUUACUUGG
Molecule: messenger RNA, 2706 nt
Organism: Pseudophryne corroboree (corroboree frog)
Lineage: Eukaryota; Metazoa; Chordata; Amphibia; Anura; Myobatrachidae
Gene: ARPIN
Product: actin related protein 2/3 complex inhibitor
Exons: 6
Coding region: 252-935 (227 amino acids)
Biological process (GO): negative regulation of actin nucleation
Source: RefSeq, a predicted model, not a curated record